Messenger RNA from Linum trigynum, 2288 nucleotides. The record is from the annotation of a GenBank genome assembly. NCBI's taxonomy places the organism in Eukaryota, Viridiplantae, Streptophyta, Magnoliopsida, Malpighiales, Linaceae.
CGAUAAUUUUGAUAACGGGCCCUUUAGCCCACUUUCGUUUUUCGUUCACUAUCUUAACGUUUGUUUGUUGUGUUGGGGAGAAUAAAUUUUACUGUUUUAGUUGAAUCUGGCAAACGAUAUUCUCUCUCUGCCUCUAUUUUCUCCUUCUUCUUCGUCGGUCAUCCAGGGAGGUUCCUCCGCCGAUCUCGCUUAUCGCGACGCCGCAGCUCCUCUUCAUCCGUCAGGUUCCAUCUUCGCUUUCCAAUCUCAUUUGUCUCAAUGAGCGAUGUUGAAUUCGAGUUCGUUGUUCGGAUGCGUUUGAAUAAUUGCGCUUUUCUCGGUUCGAUCUGGUGCUUUUGUGUAGAUAAAACCGUUUGAAUUUUCCGUCCAGGAAUGCCUCUGCCUGUUUUCUCGUGAUCGAUUUUUGAUUUAUGAGUCUUAGAAAUCUGAAUGAAUUGCCAUGAUCUUGUCGUAGAUUGCUCGGAUCUGGAGCUCUGUGUUUAGGGUUUAUCAUCCUGAAAUCUGAUGCCAUGAUUAGAUUGGUUGUGUUGUUUCUCAUUCUCUUGUUGCUGUUCGUCCUGGCUUGGGGCUUCAUAAGCCCCAGGCAUGAAGAGAAAACUGAUAUUCGCCAGUGUUUAUGGUUUAAAAUUCGCAUUCGAUUUAGUUCAUCUAAAGUAGGCGAAGAGUUGUCAAUGGAAUAAUGUUUUUUUCUGCUAGAAUGUGUAAUCAUGUAGUUUGUAUCUUCAAGCUGUAACCAUUUCAUUAACUGGGACUUAGAGUACCUGCUAUGUUUGCUGCAGUCAAUGUUUGUUGGAUAACGUGAUAACAAGAUGAACUGUAAUGGGUCAAUUCUAUGAUGAAUUGAUAGGUUAAUUCUCCCUGUUCAUGAAUGGAACAAGAGGUUAUUUGUGGUAAAUUAUAUUUCCUGAUUUAUGUCAUUCUGUUAUAGGGUGGAAACUUCAUUGGGACCAAAAAUGCCUUUACAGAAGAUUGAAACUGGCCAUGAGGACACAGUCCACGAUGUUCAGAUGGAUUACUAUGGUAAGCGCAUUGCAACAGCAUCAGCAGACCAUUCCAUCAAGAUAAUUGGAGUAAGCAACAAUACCUCUCAGCCUCUAGCUAAGCUCACCGGUCAUCAAGGCCCCGUUUGGCAAGUAUCCUGGGCUCACCCUAAAUUUGGGUCCUUGCUCGCUUCCUGCUCCUAUGAUGGACGUGUAAUUUUGUGGAAGGAGGGCAAUGCAAAUGAGUGGACCCAAGCCCAUAUCUUUGACGACCACAAGUCAUCUGUCAACUCCAUCGCUUGGGCACCACAUGAACUUGGGCUAUGUUUGGCUUGUGGGUCAUCUGAUGGCAACAUAUCGGUCUUCAGUGCACGAGCAGACGGUGGCUGGGACACAUCGAGGAUCGAUCAAGCUCACCCGGUCGGCGUCACAUCUGUUUCUUGGGCUCCAUCAACUGCCCCAGGCGCCCUCGUGGGGUCCGGUAUGCUCGACCCAGUUCAGAAGCUCUGCUCUGGAGGCUGUGACAACACGGUGAAAGUGUGGAAGCUGUCCAAUGGGACAUGGAAGAUGGACUGCUUCCCUGCACUUCAGAUGCACGCGGAUUGGGUGAGAGAUGUGGCCUGGGCACCGAACUUGGGCCUCCCCAAGUCCACCAUUGCUAGUGCAUCCCAAGAUGGGAAGGUCAUCAUAUGGACCGUGGCCAAAGAAGGGGAGCAGUGGGAAGGCAAAGUGUUGAAUGAUUUCAAGACUCCCGUGUGGAGGGUUUCGUGGUCGCUCACAGGAAACAUUCUGGCUGUUGCGGAUGGGAACAACUCUGUUACGCUCUGGAGAGAAGCUGUAGAUGGUGAAUGGCAGCAGGUCACGACCGUGGAUUAAGUACGAUAACCUGAAGAGUCUGUGUUCAAUACUUGUUUCCCCCUCCAUCCCCUCUAGUACUUCAUUAUGGUCUUAAAGUUCUAUUUUAUGUUGUCGCGUGCAGAGACUUCUUCUUGGGGGAGGGUCUUACUCUUAGUUUGGUUCUUUUUUUCUUUUUCUCUCUCUUUUGCAAGUUAACAUGGUUUUGAAAUGGGAAGCAUAUUUGCAGGAUGAUUUGGACUCUAAAUACUUAGAGCAGUAGCUUCUAUUUUGGAAUGGGAGUACAUUAUAGUUUUAUUCAUGAGCUGUCUCACGCCAAAUUGGACAGAACGUCCAAACCUUGACACAACAGACUUCACCUUCCACUUCCUUAUACUCCAAUGCAACAUGUUAUCCUAGUUUGUUAUCUCUUGUGUUGGCGCGAAAUACUUCAAAUAAGAUUUAAUAAUAUGC